GGAAGUUCGUAGAAAAGCUGAACGAGAGCGAAACCCCGGCCAGUAAAAUUAUUAAUUAGCCUCCUGCGUGUCAAUUCGGCAAUACUGUUUCGAUUUGGAAUCGUUAAGGUUACAUUUCUUCUGUAUUCCUUUCUUCAUAUUUUGACGGGAAGAGAGAAAAAAGAGAAUGGUUUCUCAGACGAUUGAUCUGUUAAAGGAGCAACUCCCAGUGGAUCAACAACCCCUUAUUUUGUCUGGGGACGUCAAAACAGGUCUCGUCCUCGUCGACGUUGUCAAUGGCUUCUGCACCGUUGGAGCUGGUAAUCUGGCCCCAAGGCAACCAGACAAACAAAUUUCUAGGAUGGUAGAAGAAUCAGUGAGGCUCUCAAGAGUGUUCACUGAAAAGAAGUGGCCUAUUUUUGCCUUCCUUGAUACCCAUGACCGAGAUACUCCUGAGCCCCCUUAUCCUCCUCACUGUAUUGCCGGAACAGAGGAAGCAAAAUUGGUUCCUGAAUUGCUGUGGUUGGAAAAUGAACCAAAUGCAACACUCAGGUGCAAAGAUUGCAUCGAUGGAUACCUUGGUUCAGUUGAGAAAGAUGGUACUAAUGUUUUCGUUAAAUGGGUGGAAAAUCAUCAGAUAAAACAAAUUUUGGUUGUUGGGAUAUGUACGGAUAUAUGCGUCCUGGAUUUUGUCUGUUCUGCGUUGUCUGCUAGAAAUCGGCGUCUUCUUUCUCCUUUGGAGCAUGUGAUUAUCUAUUCCCAUGCUUGUGCUACAUAUGAUAUUCCAGUUCAUAUAGCCAGAGAUAACAAGGAUGUGAUAGCUCAUCCGCAGGAGCUGAUGCAUCAUAUUGGCCUCUACAUUGCAAGGGGAAGGGGAGCCCAGAUCGUAUCAGAGGUAUCAUUCCAGUGAGCUGAAUUAACCUCGUCACAUCGACUGGUCUUUCUUAGCCAUACGCAAGGCUUCAAAGUUGUGGUUGUUUCUUAUUUUACAGUAAUACUUGGAGUUCUGGUCAAGUUAAUCAGAUUUGUAGUUGCCCCCUAUUGUGGUCCUAAAUCCUAAUGAUAAGCUACUAAAGCCAGCUGCUACAAUACUUCACAUGGUAUUGCACUAUUUUGUUUACCUCACACACGUAUGUUUUACAUGGCUUGGAAUUAUAGUUGCCUGCUAAGUUUUUCUAA
Neltuma alba is the source of this 1158-nucleotide messenger RNA. RefSeq names its product nicotinamidase 1-like. The transcript is spliced from 5 exons. NCBI's taxonomy places the organism in Eukaryota, Viridiplantae, Streptophyta, Magnoliopsida, Fabales, Fabaceae. Gene Ontology annotation, molecular function: nicotinamidase activity. Bases 167 to 889 code for a protein of 240 amino acids. The record is from RefSeq and is a predicted model, not a curated record. Gene Ontology annotation, biological process: pyridine nucleotide salvage.